UUUCUUACCCCUCACCGAAUAAGCAAGAUCGAAUACACAGCAUAGUACUCAAAGGUGGAGAUAACCUCAAAAAUGAUGAAAGGCGUUCCUAGGUAUCUGGUAACCGUGCUCGUCUUGGCUUUGGCAUGCUCCCUUGCCUCUGCAUAUGACCCCAGUCCUCUUCAAGAUUUCUGCGUUUCAACCAACGAUUCUGCAUAUGGAGUAUUCGUGAAUGGAAAGUUCUGCAAGGACCCCAAGCUUGUCUCUGCCAAUGAUUUCUUCUUCUCCGGACUAAACAGUCCCAGAGACACAUCAAAUCCACUUGGAUCGACGGUCACUCUCCUGAAUGUGGACAAAAUACUAGGCCUCAACACAUUAGGCAUAUCCUUGGCUCGCAUUGACUUUGCACCAUACGGCCUAAAUCCUCCCCACAUUCACCCUCAUGGAACCGAGAUUCUUGUAGUCCUAGAGGGUACUCUAUUAGUUGGGUUUGUCACAUCCAACACAGAUAACCGUCUCUUCACCAAAGUUCUUAACGCAGGAGAUGUCUUUGUCUUCCCAAUUGGUCUCAUUCACUUCCAGUUUAAUGCUGGGCAUACCAAUGCCGUUGCCUUUGCUGGUCUCAGCAGCCAGAAUCCUGGGCUCAUCACCAUAGCAAAUGCAGUCUUUGGAUCUAAUCCUCCCAUCAAUGCUGAUGUUCUCGCCAAGGCCUUCGAACUGGACAGAAAUGUGAUUAAUUAUCUUCAGAAAAAGUUCUAGUGGGACAAUAAUUAGAGAAAUAUUUGUAAUUGCCAAUAAUUGAAUCAUUCGAUGGUUCGGAUGGUGCUUGGCAUGCAUUAUUCCCUUGUUGUAACAACAUAUCAAUAACUUCAAUGAAAUAAAUUCUUUUUUAUA
Alnus glutinosa is the source of this 873-nucleotide messenger RNA. Its product is annotated as germin-like protein subfamily 1 member 7. Lineage: Eukaryota; Viridiplantae; Streptophyta; Magnoliopsida; Fagales; Betulaceae. The coding region runs from base 73 to 738 and encodes 221 amino acids. The record is from RefSeq and is a predicted model, not a curated record. Gene Ontology annotation, cellular component: cell wall. Gene Ontology annotation, molecular function: manganese ion binding. The transcript is spliced from 2 exons.